AUGGAAUAUAUAUCACGUCGUCUAUUAAAGGUAUUCGCCGUGGCAUUGGGCGAAGAAGCUGCAUUCUUUGAUCAAUUUUUUCAAGGGGAUAACUCAAAUUUUUUGAGAUUAAAUCACUAUCCGGUUGCGUCACACCCUGAAACGACUAUGGGGGUGUAUCACCAUACAGACGCUGGUGCACUUACUGUCUUACUACAAGACGAUCGAGUAGCAUCAUUGCAAGUAUUUCAUCAAAAGUCACAGACGUGGACGCUUGUGUCGCCUCGAAAAGGAACUUUUACGAUUAAUAUUGGUGACAUGCUUCAGAUCUGGUCAAAUGACAAAUUUGUUGCUCCACUGCAUCGAGUUCUGGCGAAUGGAAGUGCGGAGCGAUUCUCAGCGCCAUUCUUUUACAACCCAUCGUACAGGGCGAAAGUUCAGCCGAUUAUAGUGGAAGAAGGUGAAGAGGCUAAUUAUCGUCCGUCGAACUGGCGCGAAUUUCGUCUAGCACGAUUCCAAGGUGACUACGCUGACAGCGGCAAGGAAAUUCAAAUUAGUGCUUUUAAAAUUCACGGACCGAUUGAUGCUAUGAACAUUGGAAUUGGUUGUUGA
Molecule: messenger RNA, 591 nt
Organism: Plasmopara halstedii
Lineage: Eukaryota; Oomycota; Peronosporomycetes; Peronosporales; Peronosporaceae
Product: 2og-fe oxygenase superfamily protein
Exons: 2
Coding region: 1-591 (196 amino acids)
Molecular function (GO): dioxygenase activity
Source: RefSeq, a predicted model, not a curated record